UCAUAGCAAGAGCUCAAUCAGGACAUAUUUUACACCACAACUAUUUUGCAUUGUGGAUUUGCAGCCUGGGCUCAGCAAGAUGGAAGAUUAUCUGUUUCAUUUACAUAGUGGUCGUGUCGCAUGUUCACUCCGACUGCAGUUUCCAAGCUGGCCAUUCCGGAGCAAGGUGCAGGUGCGUGCCCCAACCAUGCGCUGGCGAGGACCAGGUCUUGCGCGCCUUCCGCUUCGCCCUGGGGCAGCUGUGGCUGGCUGUCAUUGGGCUUCGUGGUAUCCAGUUCAGCCGUCGCUUUCAGACUUCGAGCCCGAAAAGUCUCAUUGAGAGUAGCGGAGCCAUCGCUUUCAUCGCUUUCUGCAGCAGAAGAGUACAAGAAGCUUGGAUAUUCGGUGUUGCAAGCUGCCCUUCCCGGUGAGUUAGCAGCUGAGAUGUUGGAAAGCUUUGAAUCGGAUCUAGCUAGCUGGGCUGGUGACUGUGACUUGGACUUGGAGACCUAUUUGAAAGUGGUGAACAAGUGGAGCCAUUGGAACCCUCGAGUGGCCAGCAUGUGCGAAGAAAUCGCACCUCUCUUACGGCCUCUUGUGGCGGAAGUGCUGGGAAGCGCGGCUUGGCCAGUGGGAGCCACGAUCUUCCGAAAGUCUCCGCUGGCCUCUCGGGGGACUCAUGCGCAUCAAGACUUAUCUUAUGCAUGGCGCCCAGGCUCACAGCUCUUCAGCUGCACCACCUGGGUAGCUCUCACUCCCGCCAAAGCUUCGCCCCUGGAGAUCUUGCCGGCUUCACAUCAAGAUGGCAUUGCCCCAGCCGUGGAUUUCCUCGAUCCAAGUUUUCAAGACCGAGCGGAUAGCGUUACUUGCAAGGAGGAUGCCAUCACCGUGGACGUUGAUGCGGGCGAUGCCAUCCUCUUCGAUUCCCGUCUCUGGCACAGUGCGAAGCCCGCAGCACAUGGGUCUCUACGGGUGGCUCUGGCGAUCACUUGGGCCACUCCAGCUGGACCAGAUGGCGUCAAGGCUGGUGAGUAUCCCCGCUGGCCGAUGAGUGCAAUGCCUCCUCCACCAGUGGCGCCAAAGGAUGGUUUUGGUAUGGAUACUGUUGGACAGCAGUUAAAGAUGGCGUUGCAGUCUUUGUUGGGAAAUGGACAGCACAAUGCUGCCAAGGCUUCGGCCAAAGAGCUGAUUGAAAGCAUCUUGGCAUCAGGAAGCUUUCAUCAGCUUCCAGAUCCUUCUGCUGCUGAAGAACUCCUACGGAAGUUCUUGGACAUGCGCAAGGCGGUUCUUAAACAUGGAGCAGCUGGGCAGAACGGCGGUCUGUUCGAAGCCCUCUAUCAGAAGGUCAUCCUGCCUGUCAAGCAGUGUAAGUCUGAGGUCUUGAGCGCUGCGUCCAAGGAGCUCGAAGAGUGUGGAAGCCAUGCGAAUGGGGUGGAGCAAUUGAAGGCUUGGAUUGGAAAGUGGGCUGUACGGACACGUGGUGUUUUUUGGAGUGGUGCUGUUUGGAUCUCAGGCAUCCAAUGAGGCUUCU
Durusdinium trenchii is the source of this 1510-nucleotide messenger RNA. The record is from the annotation of a GenBank genome assembly. NCBI's taxonomy places the organism in Eukaryota, Dinophyceae, Suessiales, Symbiodiniaceae.